GAGAGUCUCUCGGGAGGCUGGAUUAGCCACAAGUUGUGGUGAACCAGGGUAAAUUUGGUGUGCCUCUUACUCUUCUCUUUACAUCUCUUUUAAAUUUUUUAAUUCCUGCGAUUUCUACGAUCAAACGCUAUUCACCCCCCCUCUAGCGUUGGUCUAUUAUUCUAACAAUUGGUAUCGGAGCCUAACUCGCGUCCAAACUUAACUGUUCGAGAGUAAAGCGAUCAUGGGUUCUUCUUCUAGAAAUCUUUAUGCAGGAAUUGGAGAAGGUCAAUCAACCUCUAGGCCACCGCUUUUUGAUGGCAUCAACUACACAUAUUGGAAAGGGCGGAUGAGAAUUUAUAUCCGCUCAACCAACUUCCAGUUGUGGUUGGUCAUCAAAAACGACGAAGAAACGCCAAUGAAGAAGGUCGAUGAAAAACUCGUCCCAAAGAACGAAGACAAAUUUGAUGCCAAAGACAUCAAAAAGGUGGAGAACUACGCCAAGGCAAUCAACAUGCUGUACUGUGCAGUCAAUCCUGAUGAUUAUCGCAAGAUCUCUUGCUGCACCAUUGCAAAAGAAAAGUGGGACAAGCUGGAAGUCACAUAUGAAGGCGAAAAGAUCGAUGACAUGUUCGAUCGGUUCUCAAAGAUCAUCAACGACCUUCACGCUCUCAAGAAGACGUACGCCAACAAGGACCUUGUGAGGAAAAUCCUGUGGAGUCUCACACCCGAAUGGAGAUCAAAGGCUGACGCAAUCUACGAAUCCAUCGGAGUCUCCAAUGUCACCAUCGACGGGCUAAGAGAUUCAUUAGAGAGAAUACACUUCGAAGACGAUGAAGAGAACACAGGAAUAUACACCAACACGCAGCCGCAAAUUGGAGAGACACCUCAAGAGACUAACCAAGGUGAAGAAGAAAAUCAAGAGGAAGAAGAAGAACAAGAGGAACACGAAGAAGAAGCAACCGAGCUUCCCAUUGCAUGGAGAACGAACAAGAAUCAUCCGCUUGACCAGAAUGGAGAUAGCUUGCCAAUAAAGAAGAUAGGCGAUGCACUUAUCCCGAAGGACGAGGAUGAAUAUGAUGAAGCCGAUCUUAAGAAGGCUCAAUUGAAUGCCACCGCCAUCAACUUCUUGUAUUGUGGUGUCAAUGCCAACGAUUAUCAAAAGAUAUCUCGUUGCCAAACCAACAAUCAAAUGUGGAACAAGCUCAUGAUCACAUACGAAGGUACGCCUCAAGUUCGUGAAUCAAAAAUUGAUUUACUAACCCAUGAAUAUGAGUUAUUUGCUAUGAAAGAGAACAAACUUGUGGAGGACAUGUUUGGAAGAUUUUCAAACAUCGUCAACGACCUUGAUAUGCUUGGAAAGACACUCACCGACAAAGAGUUAGUGAGAAAAAUUCUGCGAAGUCUUACCAAGGAAUGGGAGUCGAAGGUUAACUCCAUUUACGAAGGCCGAGAUUACAACGUCAUCACAUACGACGGUCUUCGAGGUAACCUUAUCACUUACGAAACAAAUCGUCUUUCUCAUACUCUUGACGUUAAGAAGAGAACGGGAAUUUCUUUUAAAGCAUCUUCUUCUCACAAAGUAGAGAUUGGUGAUUCAGAUUCGGAUAGUGAUAGUGAUUCUAGCACUUCCUAUGAUAUUUUGGUUGAAUGUUUUAACGAGUUUUUGAAACAUGAGCAAAACAAGAGCAAGAAGAAAAUCACCCCAAAAUGUCACAAGUGCGGAAAGCUUGGCCACCAAAAAUUUGAGUGCCCGAAGCUCAAGAAGAUUAGAAAACAAGAUGAAUUCGCGUAUUUUUCGUGGAAGUAUGAUGAACCUUCCAAAGACGAUUGCCUCAUCGCUCUUGAAGAACAAGAUGGGUGGUCGGAUACCUCAGUUUUGGGACUGACCCUGGUAAAGGUCUCUGAAGCAUUGUAUCAUAGGAUGCACUUCCAUGUCCGCAUGGAGCCUUUGGAGCUCUGCGGUAAUACUGGCCAUAAUGAUACACUUUACAUCUCGCGCGUCGUCCUCAUACUUCUUGAAGGAAGUGAGUUUGGACGCACGAGCAUUAGCAUCAGGGGUCUUGGGAGGAUCCGUUUCGAGGAUGUAGAGUUUCCUCUCACAGUUAAGAACGAUUCGGAGGUUCAUCUCCCAGUCAAGAAAGUUGGUCCCGGAUAACUUGUUGUUUUCCAGGAUGUAAGGCAGACUCUGGAUCGCGACCCAUUUAAAAAUAUUUUUAGAGUAAUGCGGAAGUACAAUAAUAAUCAAAUCAUGACACAUUUUAAAAUCUGAUGAUCAAACAUUUGCCUGCGAUCCUUGCAUCUCCUCUGACUCAAUGCCCUCCGGGAAUGGUUCCAUCAGUGUCUUCUUGUUACCUACGUGUAGUCAACGAAAAAUACAAACUACACGCUCAGCGAAACCGCUGAGUGGUACCAUGCUAGAAUUGUAGAAUGAUUCACAGACAUAUACAUAUACAUAUGUAUACGUCCACAAAAUGUAUAGUAACAUUCAUGAUAUGGCACAUAUUAUCAUAUGGUCAAUUUGAUGAAUCAUGAUGAUAAAUAUUUAAUGAUAAUUACAUGAUGGCACAUUUAAUCAAUUUGCUUGUGAGGA
Molecule: messenger RNA, 2572 nt
Organism: Cuscuta campestris
Lineage: Eukaryota; Viridiplantae; Streptophyta; Magnoliopsida; Solanales; Convolvulaceae
Source: the annotation of a GenBank genome assembly